Molecule: messenger RNA, 5293 nt
Organism: Rhopilema esculentum
Lineage: Eukaryota; Metazoa; Cnidaria; Scyphozoa; Rhizostomeae; Rhizostomatidae
Product: splicing factor 3B subunit 3-like
Cellular component (GO): nucleus
Molecular function (GO): nucleic acid binding; protein binding
Source: RefSeq, a predicted model, not a curated record
AAGCAAGCGAAAUGUAGAUGAACCUUGGCAUUCAAAGUUUUAUUCAUAUAAAAUAACCCAAUGUGGUUAGCUACCCAUCAGCGGCUUGUCCACAUUAUCUGGUGCAGCAUAUUCUCUCCUGAUGCUCUUGCCUUUAUCAAGCAGCCCCUGGGAGAUCAAAAGCCUUGGCGAAAAUGUAUGAAUGAUUCGUGGAAUUCAGUUGUGGCUAUAUGUUUAGUACAACGUGCUUCAGUUUAUGAUCUGGCGUUUUGUGUUUGUGACAUGGUUUGCUUAUGCUUGUGAUAUGGUAUGUUGAUAUUUGUUAUAUAGUGAGUUUAAUUCUGUGAGACGGUAUGCUUGUGUUGGUGACAUGGUGUAUUUAUGUUUUUGACAUGUGUUUUAAUGCUUGUGACAUGGUAUGUUUAUGUGCUAUAUUAGGUUCUAAACGACAGACAGAAAAAUUCAAGAAUUAUAUAUUUAAAAUGGUCUAUAUUAUUAGAUAAUAGACUCAAAAAGUUCUUUCCAAUUUAUAUGAAGAUAAAAAUUGCAAGCACAUACUUUUUCAACUCAUAAAAACAGGACAGGCCACUGCUAUAUUCCUCCCGUAACUGCGUAAACUAAAAGAGCCAUAUAUUUUAAAAUUCUGUUUAAAAACCCCAAAAAAUUGUUAUGUGUUGUUGAUUUAUAUCUUCUCUGACUACCUGCAUCAGAAAAGGCACUGAAAGAGUUGUGAGCCACGAGUAAAUCAUUCAUUAUUAAAACAAGCAAUUUUCCAUACUGAACUCUAUUGCAGCUCGCUCUUGCCACUAUUCAAAAUGGCGGAAGUAAACAAAUUUCCCUCACUCGGCAGUACGCAACAUGACCAGUCAUACGCGCAACAUUGGGUACCCCGUUUAGUUCUCAUGUCGGUUCUUUCGGUGUUUCGCGGUGAACAGUGGGUCCCACGGUUCUAGAGCCUAAGCAAAUUUGGCGGGCCUCGGUUCUCAUGUGGGUCAAACAAUUAGAAGCUCGAUCCAGUCUUUUAUAGAGGUACAUUUAUUUUCAAAAGGAGGCUGCUCAGGCUGCGUACAACGACGAUGAUGAUGGCUGCGAAACGUUUUCGGUGGCCUGCACAUGCUGCCGGAAAAAUCUCUGACAUCUAAUUAUUCAGGCUAAACAUAAACUCUCUCCGAAUACCGCUCUCGUGACUUUUCUCUUUUGGGCAACUUUUGGAGUAAAGAGCAGCUUUGGCAAAAAUGUAUUUAUACAACUUAACAUUGCAAAAGGCAUCAGCCAUCUAUUGUGCUGUUCAUGGGCAAUUUUCUGGGACCAAGUCACAAGAAAUUGUUGUCUCAAGAGGGAAAGUGUUGGAGAUACUUAGACCUGAUCCAAAUACUGGCAAAAUUCAUCCAUUAUAUUCAACUGAAGUUUUUGGAGUUGUGAGAGAUCUGAUGGCAUUUCAUUUAACUGGAGGCACUAAAGACUUUUUGGCUGUUGGCAGUGAUUCAGGAAGAAUGAUAAUACUGGAGUUUAAUCCAGCAAAAAAUUGUUUUGAAAAGAUUCAUCAGGAAACAUUUGGUAAAAGUGGCUGUAGACGGAUCGUGCCAGGGCAGUAUUUGGCAUGUGAUCCUAAAGGAAGAGCACUGAUGAUUGGUGCUUUAGAGAAGCAGAAAUUUGUAUAUAUUAUGAACAGAGAUGCGUCAGCUCGACUAACGAUAUCAUCGCCCCUUGAAGCCCACAAAGGACACAACGUUGUUUUCCACAUGGUUGGUGUUGAUGUUGGGUUUGAAAACCCAAUGUUUGCUUGUCUUGAGCUGGACUAUGAAGAAUCUGACAAUGAUCACACUGGGGAGGCAGCCCAGUCUGCCCAGCAAACAUUGACAUUUUAUGAACUGGAUCUUGGACUCAACCAUGUUGUCCGCAAGUUUAGUGAACCACUUGAGGAAUUUUCAAACCUUUUGAUAUCAGUUCCCGGUGGCAACGAUGGACCAAGUGGAGUUUUGAUAUGUUCAGAGAACUAUAUAACAUAUAAGAAUUUUGGGGAACAGCAAGACAUAAGGUGUCCCAUCCCAAGACGAAAGAAUGACCUGGAUGAUCCUGAAAGAAGCAUGAUAUUCAUUUGCAGUGCAACUUACAAAACUAAGUCGAUGUUCUUUUUUUUGGUGCAAUCUGAGCAAGGUGAUUUGUUCAAAAUAACUUUAGAACAUGAUGAAGAUGUGGUAACAGAGGUGAGAAUCAAGUACUUUGAUACCCUCCCUGUUGCAUCUGCCUUGUGUGUGCUGAAGACUGGGUUUCUCUUUGUUGGUUCAGAGUUUGGUAAUCACGCUUUGUACCAAAUCACUCAUCUUGGUGACGAUGAUGAUGAGCCUGAAUUCACCAGCACAAUGGCUGAGCAACUUGAGGAAGGUACAACUUUCUUCUUCCAACCAAGAGAAUUAAAAAAUCUGGUUCUUGUUGAUGAAAUGGAAAGCCUUUCCCCUAUCAUGCAUUGUCAAAUUGCAGAUUUAGCCAAUGAAGAUACCCCACAACUUUACACUGCUUGUGGAAGAGGACCAAGGUCUUCCCUUAGAGUGCUAAGGCACGGUCUUGAGGUCUCUGAAAUGGCUGUCUCUGAACUGCCUGGCAACCCAAAUGCAGUUUGGACUGUUAAACGCAGCUCUGCUGAUGAAUUCGAUGCUUACAUUGUUGUGUCUUUUGUUAAUGCAACUUUGGUGCUAAGUAUUGGUGAGACUGUUGAGGAGGUUACAGACAGUGGAUUCCUUGGUACAACGCCAACACUCACAUGCUCUCUUCUAGGAGAUGAUGCCCUUCUGCAGAUUUACCCAGAUGGCAUACGCCACAUCCGAUCGGAUAAGAGGGUCAACGAGUGGAAGACCCCUGGAAAGAAGAGUAUCAUAAAAUGUGCUGUAAACGAGAGACAGAUAGUUAUAGCACUUACUGGUAAUGAGCUGGUUUAUUUUGAGUUGGAUCAGGCUGGCCAGUUAAAUGAAUACACUGAGAGGAAGGAAAUGUCGGCUGACGUCGUGUGCAUGGCCCUCGGUCCUGUUCCAUCAGGAGAGCAGAGAUGUCGAUUUCUAGCAGUUGGCCUAAGUGAUGACACCGUGCGCAUUAUAUCGCUAGACCCAAAUGAUUGUCUGCAGCCAUUGAGUAUGCAAGCUUUGCCUGCGACAGCUGAAUCUCUCUGCAUAGUCGAAAUGGGUGGUGUUGAAACAGGGGAUAAAGUCGUUGGUGGUGGACUUUUCCUCAACAUUGGCCUAAAUAAUGGUGUACUCUUGAGAACCGUUCUCGAUUCAGUGACAGGAGAUUUGUCAGACACAAGGACCAGGUACCUUGGAUCCAGACCUGUCAAACUAUUCAGUGUACGCACAUAUGGGUCAAGCUCGGUAUUGGCAAUGUCGAGCCGAACAUGGCUCAGCUACACCUACCAAUCGCGGUUCCACUUGACUCCUCUUUCCUACGAAAUGCUCGAGUAUGCCUCUGGCUUUAUGUCGGAGCAGUGUCCCGAGGGCCUUGUUGCCAUUGCUGCCAAUACUUUGAGAAUUUUGGCCCUAGAAAAGCUUGGUGCAGUUUUUAACCAGAUCAGUACGCCCCUGAAGUACACUCCUCGAAAAUUUGCGAUUGAUGCUGAAAGCAGUUCGUUGGUAAUCAUCGAGACGGACCAUAAUUCUUUGACAGAAUCUGCAAAGCAGGACAGGAAGCAAAAAAUAGCAGAGGAAAUGGUCGAGGCUUGUGGAAACGACGCGGAGGCGCGUGAGGCAGAGGCACAGGUCGCUGCAAAUUUCUUGAAUCAAGAUUUACCUGAAAACCAGUUCGGUGCACCGAGAGGAGGCUAUGCCAAGUGGGCGUCGGUUAUCCGGGUGGUCAAUCCAAUUAAGGGUGAUGUGUCGGAAGUGAUUGAAUUGGAACAAGACGAGGCUGCCUUCAGCGUUGCCGUUGUUCAAUUCGCGGCUCGACCUGGAGAGACCUUCGUCGUCGUGGGAACUGCCAGUGGCAUGGUGCUCAACCCGCACACCUGCAACCAGGGAUAUCUGUAUACCUACAAAAGAACCGAAGAUGAAACAGGAAAUGUUAGGCUCCACUUUCUUCACAAGACGUCGAUCGACGAUGUGCCAGGUGCAGUCUGCGCCUUCCAGGGAAGACUUCUUGUUAGUAUCGGGCGCAUCAUUAGAAUAUACGACAUUGGUAAAAAGAAGUUGCUGAGGAAAUGCGAGAAUAAGAGAAUACCAAACUUCAUCAUCAACAUUUCAGUGACAGGAAAUCGCAUUGUAGUCCACGACAUACAAGAAUCCUUUCACUUUCUUCGUUACAACCCAAAGGACAAUAACCUGGUAAUCUUUGCAGAUGACACCAACCCAAGAUGGCUGACGUGUGGCUGCUCACUCGACUAUGACACCUACGCAGGAGCUGACAAAUUCGGCAACGUCUUUAUUGUCCGACUGCCUCCCGACGCAAGGGAUGACGUAGAAGAAGACCCUACCGGUGUCAAGGCACUUUGGGACCGUGGUCUACUGAAUGGUGCUUCGCAGAAGGUUGAAACUUUGGCCAAUUAUCAUGUGGGUGAAUCAAUUUUGUCACUGCAGAAGGCAACAUUGAUUCCUGGUGGAUCUGAGUCACUUGUGUACACGACGCUUGCAGGUGGAAUCGCCAUGUUGGUGCCGUUCACAUCUCGCGAGGAUAUCGACUUUUUCCAGCACUUGGAAAUGCAUAUGCGACAGGAGUACCAGCCUUUGUGCGGAAGGGACCACCUGUGGUUUCGAUCAAGUUACUUCCCCGUAAAGAACGUUAUCGAUGGUGAUCUUUGUGAGCAAUUCAAUUCAAUGGAAUAUAGUAAAAGAAAGACGAUUGCAGACGAGAUGGACCGCACCCCCGCAGAGGUUUCCAAAAAGCUUGAAGACAUCAGAACGCGAUUUGCGUUUUAAAGUCCCCAAGACUUGAAAGGUUCAAGGGCUGAAUGUUGGACCGACAACAAUUUGGCUGAUAUUGGUCAUUUUGGAUGGAACCCGAGACACGGAGGUUUCAAGCAAUUGACAUGCGGUUGUAAAAGGAGUGGUGUAUUUAAAAAAUGCAUUGUGGCGAUGUCACAGUAUUAAACAAUCACUCCAGAGGCUCAAACAUGGACUAUUUCAUAUGAACGCAGAGUUGUUAAAAUUCCUUUGGUAGCCCGUGCCUAUGCUCAAGCUGUAAUUAAUGCCAAAUUGGUGGGCCAAUUGUCACAAGACAACUGACGCUAAGAGAGGGAAGGCCUCUGCAUUGCAUUAGAUCAAUUCACUCAGUAACAUUUGAUUGAUAUGUAUAAAGUAGGCUUUGUAUUUGUAUAAACUGAAAUUCGGCUAGA